UUGGACUAUAUAACGAUUUCGUAAAUAGAGAAACUAGAACUGUUUAUUAUUGUUACAAGGUUAUAAGAAGCGUCGAACCGGACAGGUUCAACCGGUGGAUUUAGGACAUGAUGCUGAAGGAUUUAAAACAGUGGUCAGAGAGCUAGCUAGGGUUCUUCACUCUUUGGUCGUCGUCUGAGGAGAUAGGGAGGGAGACACUGAAGCUUGUGAAGCAUGUCUAGGUUUCUUAACAACGGACUCUCCUUCUUGAUGCACAAGAGGGGAUCUCGUAUGUUAUCAUCAUCAUCAUCGUCUUCAGGUCCCUUUCUGAGGCUUGGCAGUAUGGUCAAGGAAGAAGAAGAAGAAGAUGUACUUGAUGACGUUCUCUUGUUCGAUGCUGCCAAGGAAGAGUUACUCACUGUCCCUGACAAACCACAUCCCCAUGAGCUCGCUGACACGACUGUCGUUGCAUCUUCUCUUGGAUGGGGGUUCUUCUCUGGCUUUUCCGACCGUUCCUUGUACAUCUCGGACCACUUGAACCCACUGUCUUCUUCUUCCAAGGUCAUUCCUCUGCCUCCGCUCACUGCUCUCUCCUCUUGCCAAACCGACGUCUUCUGCAAUGUCGCCAUGUCCUCAUCCUCUCCUAGUGAUGAUGACCCGGACUUGGUCGUUGCUGUCAAGUUCUUGGGCAGACAGCUCAGUCUCUGCCGACCAAACCGUGACUUGCGAUGGACUAACAUCGCUACUCCUUUCCCCUUCUUGGAAAGAUCCAACCUCAUGUACUCCAACAGAGACCGCAAGUUCUACUUGCCUCUUCCUGGCAGCACCUACCUAUGCUCCUGGGAUCUCCACUUCACCCCGAGCUUCCGUAAGUUUAUGUAUACCAACCGUCCCAAGCUCUCACAGUCCGAGCACCAGCUUCUGGAUUCUUGUUCCAGGGCUGAUUACUGGGUCGAGUCUCCCUCUGGAGAGCGUUUCCUGGUCAAAUGCUACACUAACGACACUCUGGAGAGAGACCCUGUGUUCAUGGUGUUUAGAGAGGAAGGCAUGACCGACAUGUGUUACACUGAGGACAUUGGAGAUUUGUGCAUCUUCAUUUCUGAGUCUGACCCUUUCUGCGUCCUGGCUGGCUCGUGCCCUGGUCUUGUCCCCAACUCCAUCUAUCUUACUGAAUCUGUCUUUGGUGUCUACCAUCUCCCCACCAAAAGCCUUCGUCAUUUUGAAGAGAAACCAUUUCUAGGAAAGGCCGAGGUUCAACCAUCUCUAGGAAAGGCCGAGGUUCAACCCAUCCUUCCUCACUGGCUUCCUCCAUCAUGCUCUCAUCUUCUUUGAGGAAGAUGGCUAAGCUAUAUAACUACUGUUAUAUCUCAUGAUGAUGUUGUUGUUGGACGUUGCUUACUGUGAGAGCCUUCCAACUAAGCACGAGAUGAUGUUGUUGUUGUUAGUUUUUUUACUAUUUUGUAUUCACUAGAUGUGUUACUCAUGCUUGGAGAUGCUAUCGUUUGUUGUAUCAUUAUAUAAAAGCUCCUUGUGAGCUCUCUUUUUUUA
Messenger RNA from Brassica napus (rape), 1527 nucleotides. RefSeq lists its product as uncharacterized. The transcript has 2 exons. NCBI's taxonomy places the organism in Eukaryota, Viridiplantae, Streptophyta, Magnoliopsida, Brassicales, Brassicaceae. The record is from RefSeq and is a predicted model, not a curated record. Bases 214 to 1311 code for a protein of 365 amino acids.